Phodopus roborovskii (desert hamster) is the source of this 1276-nucleotide messenger RNA. It is a transcript of the gene Tmem40, whose product is annotated as transmembrane protein 40. Bases 69 to 740 code for a protein of 223 amino acids. The transcript has 12 exons. NCBI's taxonomy places the organism in Eukaryota, Metazoa, Chordata, Mammalia, Rodentia, Cricetidae. The record is from RefSeq and is a predicted model, not a curated record.
CAUUCACAAUCAGCACACCGAUUGCUCGCCUUGCUACUCACACGAGCCCAGGGACUCCAGGGAAAGUGAUGGAGCCUUCAGGAUCUUCCCAGUCUCAAGCCGCCAGUGGAAUUCACAGAGAAACAGAAAAUCUAGACUACCAAGAGACAGAGUUCCACAAGCAAGAUGGGAAGGCUCGGGAACGAUGUGAGAGAGACAAGUCUUCCUCUUCCUCCUCAUCCUCCUCUUCCUCUUCCUCCUCAUCAUCUUCCUCCUCCUCCUCAGACAGCGGCGAUGAGGACCAGCACUCCAGAGGUCCCAGGGAACACGGAAGGAAGCCCCGCAGGGACAGCUCUCCUGGUGCUGACCACGGGGAACUGGAGGUGCCGAAAGACGGGCUUCAGCUCUAUGGAGGUGAUGCUGGGGAAAUGGUGCUUGCUGGGGAGUCAGGACUCCGAAGGAGAGGUUCCGGCUCUACCGGGGGAGAAGUGGAGGCCUCUCAGUUAAGAAGGCUGAACAUAAAGAAGGAUGAUGAGUUUUUCCAUUUCGUCCUCCUGUGCUUUGCCAUUGGAGCCUUGCUGGUGUGUUAUCACUACUAUGCAGAUUGGUUCAUGUCUCUCGGGGUUGGCCUGCUCACCUUUGCCUCCCUGGAGACCAUUGGCAUCUACUUUGGGUUGGUGUACCGGAUCCACAGUGUACUUCAGGGCUUCAUCCCCCUCCUUCAGAAGCUCAGGCUGCCAGGGUUCAGGAGAACUGACUGAGAACACUGCCUGAUGGCUUCUGAGCCAGUCCCCAAUGUGACCACUGUAACCACUGCCACACCUGAGCCCAGAAGACAGAUGACACGCUAGAAGACACCAGGAGGCCCUGCCUGGGCAAUGAAGAGCUCUUUCCUUCCAUGAAGUCUCAGUGUUGACACCAGUGGGCAGGUUCUCACUCUGCAGAUUAACACAAUAGUCUCCAUGGGGACGAGAGAAGGGAUGGCAUCUAAGUCAUCAAGAAGGACCCUGGGACACCAUUGCUCUCAGGGGCAACAUGAGUCCUAGGCCCCACAGCCUGGCAUCUGUGGGCUCAUGGUCCUCAGACCAUGGCCAUGAGUUCACAGUUCCUGCAGAGCCAUCCUGGGACAAAUGGUCUACUGCCCUGAGGCAGGGUGCUACCAGGUUGGGUCCCUGGGGGAACCUGUUCCAGGUAAGAUGCCUGGGACUAAAGCUAUGCUACCAUCACCCAGUGACCACCCUGCUGCCCUCGGACUCCUUCAAAAUCCAAAUAAAUAUUCUCUUCUCUAUGCUAAAAA